Molecule: messenger RNA, 2563 nt
Organism: Salvelinus fontinalis (brook trout)
Lineage: Eukaryota; Metazoa; Chordata; Actinopteri; Salmoniformes; Salmonidae
Product: nuclear body protein SP140-like protein
Exons: 15
Coding region: 305-2221 (638 amino acids)
Biological process (GO): regulation of transcription by RNA polymerase II
Cellular component (GO): nucleus
Molecular function (GO): protein binding; DNA binding; DNA-binding transcription factor activity, RNA polymerase II-specific
Source: RefSeq, a predicted model, not a curated record
UGAAGUGGACUUCCGUGCUGGCGUUUUGAUUGCGUCCAUCGUCUAAACUGGAAUGUAGACUAUUUGCGUCUCGAAUGCUUUUGCGCGUCUAUCGUCUGAAUGAAUCUAUUCACCCCGGGCCUGUAUUGAAAUGUAAAUAGCCUACAAUCAUACUUUCAUUUCUGAAUCUGUAUGUGCAACCCAAUAUGAACCUGAUCAUUAAUUAUUAAACCGUUAAUAAUAUUCUGUGACCUGGUAAAUAUAGCAAUUUUUUCAACAAAGAAAACUGAAUUGAAGAGGUAAACUGCACUUGCGAUCGGCGCCAAUGGACCCGUUGGAUUUUUUGACAGAUAAGCAGUUACUGCAGUUUUUCCGCUGUAGUAUGACACAAAUGUCGUGCAUGGAGCAACCACACACAUUUCUUAACCAGCUCCGAGACCACCACUUCAUUCCAGAGAAAAUGUACAAGAAGCUGAUUCGGUGUAGGAGUAAGGAGUUGAGGGAGAAGGGUGUGUACCAGGUGUUGGACUGGGUGGAGGCAGAGAGGCCCGACAGCAUCAAGGUGUUCUGGAACUGUGUGUUCAGGGACCACCUCCUGCUGCAGUACCCCACGUUACGCCUGCUACGAAACAGCCUGCUGGACGGGUCGUUCACAUUCUACGAGAAACUGCCAGAGAAGGUGGAGAAGGAAGAGGAGGAGGAGGAUAGGAAGAAGAAGGCUUCAGCGGAUGGAGAAGAGGAGGAGGAGGAGGAGGAGGAGGAGGAGGAGGAGGAGGAGAAGAAGACAGGAAGGAAAAAGAGUAAAAAGAGAAGUGAGAGUGCAGAGAAGGGCAAGCCCAGCACGCCCACCCAGUCCACCCCCAGUCAGAAGAAGAAAGUCCAGAGGGUCAAAUACUGUUCUCCUUUUUGUAAGGGGGAGAAAUCUGACAUCUGGAACUGGCCCAUCUACAAGACCCAGCUCCCAGUCACCUGUGGGGACAAGGAAGGCAUGCUCUUCAGGAACAAGCUGGCCACAGUGGAGAGGUGCAUUGUGGUCCAGGAUCGCUGGUUCACCCCAAGUGGCUUUGAGGAGUUUGGGGGGAAGAAGAGCAGAAAGAACUGGAAGUACAGUAUACACUGUAGAGGCACCACUCUGGGAGAACUGAUCCAGGAAGGUCAUUUAACUUCACCAGACUUUAAAAGAAGAAAGAGUGCACAGGCCAAGAGAGCACUGUUUCCCUUCAACCAAUCAGCGGGCUCAAGCACAGAAUCUGAGGAGGUUGACGAUGAUGAGGAGGAAGAGGAGGAGGAAGAAGAAGCUGAGCAGGAAAGAGAGGAAAGAGAGAGAAGAGAUCAGGCAAACACUGCUGAAGAGAGCAGUACAGGAGGCAACCAUUGUGGUGUGAAAAAGACUGUCUUCAAAGUCACCUGUGGAGCCAUCAAUGGAAUGCUACAUAAUGAUCGGUUUGCAUCAGGGUCGUGUGGAAAGAGCAUCCGUACGGAGCUGUGCUGGAUGACCCCGGUGGAGUUUGUGACGAGGGAGUCAGCUCUGGAAGAUCCUUCCUGGAAGAAAGACAUCCAGUGGGACGGGAAACCACUCAGCGUCCUCAUCGAGAGCAAGAUCUUGGUCAUCCACUCUCUCCUGUGUAAGUGCAAGCUGUGCAGCUCCACGGCCAAAGACAGGCAUGAUCACGAUAACGAUGACGACUGCUUCAUCUGUAGAAGCCAGGGCAGCUUGAUAUGCUGUGAUAAGUGUCCUCGCUCCUUCCAUCAGAGAUGUCAUCUUCCUAAUGUGGAUGAUGCUAUCCUGGGGGAUGAUUGUCCGUGGAUGUGUACAUUCUGUGUACUGAGGACCAGUCAGCCAUGGCGCUACCCCAAACAAAUGACCUACCAGGAAGCCUUAGCCUGCCGAAUCUCAGACCACCUACUGGAAUGCCAGUACCUCCUGCUGUGUCUAUACCAAGCGGACGAGGAACACAUUGCUGUGGCAGAUCCUUGCAUCAAUGUGAGAAACUACACCAGUGUGAUAAAGACCCCUAUAUGGCUGGACAGGGUUGUGGAGAAGCUGCAGCAGAAUCUCUACCAAACAGUUCAACACUUUGUGUCUGAUGUGUGGCUUAUCUUCACCAACUGUGCCACAUUUAACAGGGAUAAUGCAGAGUUGCGUGGAAUGGGCGAAAGAUUGAAGGAUCUAUUUGAGAGAGAGUUCAAGAGUACAUUCAGCAUCCAACUUCAGCAUCCAACUGCAUCCAACUGCCAGUAAAGCCUUCAUCAAGUCUGUACUGUUAUCUCACUAUGAGACAACAGGGAAUAUUCACCAUGCCCUGGUCUUUCUAUACAGCCUUCAUACAGACUUGCAUGUACAUUAUUAUCCAUCUAGGACUUUCAUUAUUUAUUUCAUUUGUUCUAGCAAUCAAAAUGGGUGUGUGAUAAUAAUUGAAAUAGAAUGAUGGUGAUAACAUUGCAUUUCACACAGUAAAUGUUGCUUUGCUAACUUGCAAGAGUCUUAGAAUUCCUAACCUUCCAGGUUUUUACUUCUGGUUAGGCCUCACUAGAUUCAUGUCCAGGGAUUCUGUAGACAAUAAACUCAUGAAUUUCUAAAACA